Messenger RNA from Medicago truncatula (barrel medic), 2224 nucleotides. RefSeq lists its product as uncharacterized. NCBI's taxonomy places the organism in Eukaryota, Viridiplantae, Streptophyta, Magnoliopsida, Fabales, Fabaceae. The record is from RefSeq and is a predicted model, not a curated record. Gene Ontology annotation, molecular function: chromatin binding. The transcript has 8 exons. Gene Ontology annotation, biological process: DNA-templated transcription. The coding region runs from base 216 to 1955 and encodes 579 amino acids.
AAUGAACACAUAAAAACGGUGCGCUACAGUUGUGCAUCUCUAUAUCCGGCAAAAAUCCAAAACAUAAAACGUGAUGCAUCAAAACAACAGCAAAAAUGGAAUACAAAUAGAAGAAAUAUACACUGACGCAGUAAAAUUAGUACACUGUCUGUGUGUGGCCAUUCCAUUUCCAUUUCCAUUUCCAAUUCCAUUCUCUCUGAAUCUCACAACAAACAAUGGUUACUCGACGACGAUUAGUAGCAACAACAAGUGACGACGACGAAGACAACGCACCACCGCCGACUACUUCCUACCUCGAAGACAAAAGGAAGAUGAAGCUCCAAGAAGAAGAAAAAAUGAAGCCGAGUGACGAGGCUGAGAAGGAGGAAGAAGAGGAACAGUCCAGCGAAGAAGAAGAAGAAGAGGAAGAGGAAGAAUCUCCAGUUGAAGACGCUAAACCCAUUGGUGAACCCGUUAGGUUUUCUGGAAAAGGAAGAGGCAGAAAAAAUCAUUUUCAGUCCUUUGACUUCGAUGGAGACCAAUACUCACUCGAGGACCCUGUGCUUCUUGUGCCCGAGGUUAAAGAUCAAAAGCCGUAUGUCGCAAUUAUCAAGGACAUCACACAAUCCAUAAAUGGAAAUGGAAGCUUGAUGAUCACAGGGCAGUGGUUCUACCGUCCAGAUGAAGCAGAAAAAAAGGGAGGUGGUAGCUGGCAAUCCGUUGACACCAGAGAGCUGUUUUAUAGUUUCCACCGAGAUGAGGUUCCUGCAGAAUCUGUUAUGCAUAAGUGUGUGGUGCAUUUUGUCCCCAUACACAAACAGCUUCCAAAUCGUAAGGUACAUCCCGGGUUCAUAGUGCAGAAGGUGUAUGACACAGAUGAAUUGAAACUGUGGAAAUUAACUGAUAAGGACUAUCAAGACAAUAAUCAACAAGAAAUUGAUGAGCUUGUUCAGAAAACUCGUCAACGGUUGGGUGAACUACCUGACAUCAAGACUGAUGAAGCUGCUGCUGAUCAGGAAGAUCUUAUUAGAAAUAGAAGAAACUUUAAGAAGGGUAUUUCAGCUAUUGAUGUUUCAAGGGAGGAUGAAACAUCUCGAAAGAGUCUCCACUCUCUGAAACCUGGAACACCAGGGAGUUGUCCAGUUAUUACCACAGAGCCUCAGCGCAUAUUAGUGAAUUUUAAUGCGUUAACAGGAGAUAGCCAUCGUGACAAGGGUUUGGCGAUGUUGCUUCAAAAUGUUCAAUACUUGUUUGACACUGAUGAGAGCAAAAAGAAAGAAAACAAAUGCGGUGACCGCUCUGAUGCUAUUAACAAUGAAGGCAAUGACAAAAGUGUAGGAAUAGCAAAUGAAUCUAAAGACAAAGUUCCGAAGAAUUGCAAGUCUUUUGUCUGGCCAGAUGUUGCUGUUCCAGCUGUAGUAGCUCUGGAGAAGGCUCUAUACCAUACAUUUUCAUCAGAUUAUCAAAAGUACACCCAAAAGUUACGACAGCUAGUCUUUAAUCUCAAGAACAAUGCAUUUCUGUUACGCCGUUUAUUAAAUGGAGAGCUAGAACCUUCAAAAAUAUUGAAUAUGACACCUACUGAAUUGAAGGAGGGUUUGACUGCUGAGGAAAUAUCCAAGGAUGAGCCCGAUGAGCCACAACACAUGCAGAUGACAGAUGCUCGCUGCAAAAUUUGCGAUGAGCAAAAAGUUGGCGUGAGGGAUAUUAUCCGUGCAGGAUAUGCUGACCGAUAUAUGCUGGAAUGCAUAGCUUGUGGUCAUUCCUGGUCUGCCUCUCGUGAUGCGGUGUCUGUGCUAACCUUAGAUGCAUCAGACUCAAAAAGAAAUGUAGGCACAGCCCCAUGGGCAACUGCGAAAUUUGAUGUUGGGAAGAAGCUGGCGAGUCCCCGUGAAUCUGACAAGACCAAUGACAUCUUUAUGCCGCCUGUUUCCAGGAAAGAUGAAAACAUCGAAGUUUCAAGACGUGCUGACUAGGAGGAGUAUUCUAUCUUUUGGAUAUCACUUUUGUUUGGAAUGAUAGUACCAGUAGGUUGUGUAUAGUUAUCUUUUGGUUUGGACAACUUUUGGAUAUCACUUUUGUUUGGAAUGAUAGUACUAGUUGCAAAAUUCCGUGUAGUUCGUUAUCUUCUAGUUUGGAUAACUUUUCGGUGGAUACUAGUUUUGACAACAAAUGGAUGUUGACUUGACAAGGAUAUAUAUACAUUUGGAACUCUAAACGGGGAAUGGAUUUUCUCCGGUGUAAA